GUGAUUUUAAUACAUUCAGCUAAGAAAACAGAAGGAAAAUUAAUUUGCCGAUUUUAGAAUUAAUUAUCAAUCAUGCCGCCAAAAAAAGCACCAGCCGGACCUAGUAAGAAAACCGAGCAGAAGAAAAAGGAGAAAAUCAUAGAGGACAAGACAUUUGGAUUAAAAAACAAGAAAGGUGCAAAAACACAGAAAUUCAUAGCUCAAGUAGAGAAACAAGUCAAGUCUGGUAAUCAGCCAGCUAAAAAAGAUCAGCCUGAGGAUAGAAGAGCUGAAAAGGAGAGGAAAUUGAAGGAACAAAAAGAACUAGCAGCACUCUUUAAACCGGUAAUAGUACAGAAGAUUGAAGCAGGAACUGAUCCUAAAUCCGUGUUGUGUGCAUACUUUAAAGUUGGUCAAUGUACAAAAGGCGAUAAGUGUAAAUUCUCUCAUGACUUGGCAAUCGAACGUAAAGGUGAAAAGAGAUCAAUCUACUGUGAUGUACGACAGUCGGAAGAAACUAUGGAAAAUUGGGACGAUGCUAAGCUUAAAGAUGUCAUUGAGAAGAAACAUGCAGCAGAAAAGACGAAUGCGACAACAAUUAUUUGUAAAUUUUUCAUUGAGGCAGUCGAGAAGUCACUUUAUGGAUGGUUUUGGGCAUGUCCGAAUGGUGAAAAGUGCAUUUAUCGACAUGCAUUGCCGCCAGGUUAUGUCCUUAAAAAGGAUAAAAAGAAGGAUGAUAAACGAGAUGAAAUUUCAUUAGAGGAAUUGAUAGAAUCGGAAAGAGCUGGCUUAGGUUCGACCACAACAAAAGUAACACUAGACACAUUUUUGGCAUGGAAAAAGAGGAAAAUUGAAGAAAAACGACAAGCUGAGUUGGAGGAAGAGAAAAAGAAACUCAAAGACUAUAAAGCUGGCAAGCAAUUCGGUAUUUCUGGUCGUGAGAUGUUUAGCUUCAAUCCAGAUUUGGUCAACGAUGCUAUGGAUGAUGGUGACGAGGCAUUUGAAAUGAUCCGCGAACAGGAUGAGGAUGAGCUUAAUUUCAAAGAAAUUGAUUUCUCAGCUCUUAGUGCUGGUCUCAGAGAGGUUGACGCUAGCGGAUGCACAAUAGCUACUGAAGACAGACUAGAGAAACUUAAAGAUUCAGUACCAGUAACGGAAACAACAGAUGAAGCCGGUCCAAUUAAUGAAAAUUUAUUCCUCGACGAAGAUCUCGAAGGGCUGGAUGAUGAAUUAAAUGAUUUGGACGUUAACGACGACGAUGAGGAUGAGGAUACAACAGAAAAUACUGAUAAUUAAAUGUUAUAUCGAUAAAUUUGCCUUUUAUCGUAACCGAUUGAAAUUUUUAAUAAAAAGUAAAAUAAUGAAUCAAGCACUGAUGUGUCUAUGAAAUCAGUUGCUGCUUGAUGACUUCCAGAAG
Chironomus riparius is the source of this 1396-nucleotide messenger RNA. Lineage: Eukaryota; Metazoa; Arthropoda; Insecta; Diptera; Chironomidae. The record is from the annotation of a GenBank genome assembly.